Molecule: messenger RNA, 1335 nt
Organism: Filobasidium floriforme
Lineage: Eukaryota; Fungi; Basidiomycota; Tremellomycetes; Filobasidiales; Filobasidiaceae
Exons: 3
Coding region: 1-1335 (444 amino acids)
Source: RefSeq, a predicted model, not a curated record
AUGGUCCUGGUCAACGAGAUCGCAACUCUAUGCGGAGGGGGAUCCCCGCUCGAGCGACUCCCAAGAGAGAUCCUCCGACAUAUCGCUUCGUACCUCUACAAUCCUCUCGCCUUAACCCAGGAGGACCGUCUUGCCUGGGGAGUCUUUUCCUCUUUCGGAGACAAUCUGCCUGCUCGGAGACAAGGUCUGGUGGACCUAGUCGCGCUCGGAAGCACCAGCAAAGCGCUCUGGUCGGAAGUACGACCGAGUCUCCUCCGUUGCAUCCGGGUCGCAGACGAAGAGCGAUUGAGAACCGUAGUAGCCUCGAAGGAUGACUGGGGAAAACAUGUCAGAUCGAUCGUUGUCGACAUGUCAUUGUUCGAGGGCGACGAGAGACAGUCGUGGGACCGUGGCCGUAACCCUUGGCUUGAAGUAAAGGCUCUUCAGGAUCUUGUCCAGGCUCUGCCAGGAUUAGAGCAUUUAUCGAUCUUUGCAGACGGAUCGGACGAUAUCACUCUGUCGCUAUUCUUUGGGACAGAAUACGUCAGGCGACAUAUCGGACCUCGCCUGAAAUCGUUCGGCUGGAGAGCUCGCUCAGAGACCCCUCACGAGCUCAGAGAAUUUUAUGCCACGAGCAUGUUUGUGAGCUUCUCGGACUUUUUGAGAUGUUGCAACCGGCUUGGCUGCAUCGUGCUGGAUUGCAAUACCGAAGCGACGGCCAUGUCUGCACAAGACUUGGACCUGGUACUAUCGGCACUCCAGGACAGGCAAUUCGAAGUGGUACCAAAUGGUAGCUCGGUCAACGAUCGGUCAGACAGAGGUCAUCCAGCCUUGACGCUCAUGCUGUGCGGCCUGAUGUCGCGCUGGCGACCUGGCGAUGCCGAUCUCGACGCUGCCGAAUCUCAUCCGGCAUUUAUAAAAGCGCGACCAACGUCACCUGGGCUGAUCACGGCACUAUUGCCACUGGCAAAUCUUCCUCAUCUACGAGUUCUUCAAGUAGGAGGCUACCCUUUAAAUCCCAAGGAACAUAUUCGUAUGAUCGAAAUCAUCAUACAACUGUGUCCCGAAAUCAUGGUCUGCGGUUGGUGGUCAAAGGACGAAGAUGUCGUGUGGUACGCGAUCUGGAGAGACAGGCACCAGGAGAGGCUCAUCGACGCUUAUCUAAGUCGAGCGGUAUGUUCUCGAGCCGACCUGGUCGACCCGCUUGCGACACCGGAUGACGGAAACCAAAUGGCCAUGCCGAGAUACCUGAUCAAACCGCUCGGCGAAGGCGAGCUAUUCGCCCUCGAAGCGGAACAAGCUGUAUGUACUGGACGAGCUGGGUAUUCAGUCAGAUGCAUCAUCGCCGACAGUUAA